AUGGCACUGAUACUGCUUAUAGCUGGCAGCUUAUCAGCCAAGGAGGUUGAAUCUAAAGCUAAAGUGUCAGAACUUCUUGAGAACGGAAUUAAAGACGAGCCUGCAGGAAAGCCCGCUAAGAGAGGAAUUAUCUCCUCAGGUCAUGGAUAUAUAUCAUCAGGAUUAUCGCACGGAAUCAGUCUCGGUUCUGGACUUUCUCACGGGAUAAGUUACGGUUCUGGACUCUCUCACGGAAUAAGUUACGGUUCUGGACUCUCUCACGGAAUCAGUUACGGUUCUGGACUGUCUCAAGGAAUCGGCAUUGGUUCAGGAUUGUCAUCGGGAUAUGGUAUUGGCGGAGGUUCAGCCAUUGGAAUUGGUUCUGGAAUAGGACUGGGUAGUGCUGGAAUAGGACUGGGUAGUGCUGGAGUGGCAGUCGGAGCUGCCCCGGCAGUUGCAGCCGCGGCCCCUGCUGUUGCUGUAGCUGCUGCCCCUGCUGUUGCUGUAGCACCACAAGUUCAAACUUCCGUUUCCGUUCAACCAAAUCCUGUAAUUCUUCGUCAAGAAGUACCAAGAUUUAUUACAAGAACAAUUACUAGAGAUGUCCAAGUCCCAGUUCAAGUGCCUGUUCCAGUACCAGUAGACCGUCAAGUGCCCUAUCCAGUCAGGGUUCCAGUGCCUGUACCAGUCGACCGACCAGUACCAGUCAUCCAUAAAGUGCCUGUUGAAAUUACUAGACAGGUUCCUGUGUACUAUGAAAAGAAGGUACCCUACCCGGUUAAGGUUCCGGUAUCAGUACCUGUACCAUACCCAGUGACGGUCGAAAAACAAGUUGCAGUAGACCGUCCCGUCUACAUUGACCGUCCAGUAAAAGUACAUGUUCCAGUGCACGUUGACAGGCCUGUUGCCGUUCCUCACCCAGUGGUUGUGGACAGGCCAGUAGCGGUCCCUCACCCAGUCGUUGUCGACAGGCCAGUGGCAGUGCCGCAACCUGUGGUUGUUGAGAAGAAUAUCGCGUCUGUUUCUAGUAUCCCGAUCUCUAGCGGUUUGUCAUACGGUGGUGGCUAUUCCAAUGGUCUCAUUUCUUCCGGAGGUUACGGUAUCUCCUCACCUGGCUACGGUAUCUCCUCAUCUGGCUACGGUAUCUCCUCAUCUGGCUACGGUAUCUCCUCAUCUGGCUACGGUUUAUCUUCAUCUGGCUACGGUCACGGCGAUCUAGGUGGAUACUCUAAAAUCAUCAGUAGCCACUAAUAUAAAUUCUUCAUAAGAACCCUUACAAUGUACAAGUCCAUUUAUAAUGAUUAUUAAUACCAGAUAUAAAUUAAUAAAAUUUUCAAACUAUG
Molecule: messenger RNA, 1322 nt
Organism: Melitaea cinxia (Glanville fritillary)
Lineage: Eukaryota; Metazoa; Arthropoda; Insecta; Lepidoptera; Nymphalidae
Product: tetra-peptide repeat homeobox protein 1-like
Exons: 2
Coding region: 1-1230 (409 amino acids)
Source: RefSeq, a predicted model, not a curated record